CUGCGUGAACUGCCUGUCGGGCUGGUGCGCUGUGACGCACGGGAUCGCGUUGGGGAGUAAUGGCGUUGAACUCGGCCUGGAAGCGAAUGUCGUGGUUUUACUACCAGUAUCUGCUGGUGACCGCGCUCUACAUGUUGGAGCCGUGGGAGAGGACAGUCUUCAAUUCCAUGUUAGUGUCUAUUCUUGGAAUGGCACUUUACACUGGCUAUGUGUUCAUGCCUCAGCAUAUUAUGGCAAUAUUGCACUAUUUUGAAGUUGUGCAGUGAUAAAGAAUCUCCCAAGCAGGGAUCAUGUGGAAGCUGAAGACCAGAUACCGAAGAAGAACUACCUGCUAUUAAGGAUUUCUACAGACAACACAACAAAGAAGACAUGAUAGUGGCAACUUUGAAGUUGAGGCAACCAGCUGAACACACACACACACACACACACUGGGGAUGUAAUAUAUCCUGAGUGUUAGUGGCAUUUUCUUUUGGUUUUACAAAAUUCUCUUGUAUAGUAAUUUUUGUCUAAGAACAUCGUGAUUGUUUGUACCUUUGAUAUCAGUAUUUUCUUAACUUUGUGACAGUCUCAGUAUUAUACUGUGAAAGCUUUUCUUAUUGUAACUGAGUACAUCUUAAUUGCCUUCUAUUUUUAAUCAAAAAUAUUAAUGGGGCUUAAGGCUUUUGCUAUUGUAUGGUUAUAUGUCCAUCUGGGUAUAUUUCUAAUAACACAGUUUGUAAGAAAGUGUUUAGAUUCAUACAAAGUUGUGGAUAUAUUCAUUGAAUCUUUCUUACAAAAACAUGUUUGUAAGACCUAACUCAGGUGCUUCAGUUGCUAUUGGGACUCUCCAAAAGGAUGUUUGUGUGUAUCACUCUUAAUUUGCUUUAACAAUAAAGAGAAAGCCUUUUGUGUUCCGUUUGGCAAAAGCAUGCAGCCACUUAGUACUGUAUGUAUGGAACAAUGCUGUAAAGGAAUAUACUGGGCUGGACCCUUCUGUGCGCAUACAUAAUUAGUUUGUUUUACGUAUGCCAUCUAACUUUUUGUGGAGUUUUGUGAUAGCACUUUAAUGCUGCUGUUAUAGUUUCCAACUGAACUGUACUUGUAAAUGUUUAUUUCUCAAGGAGUAUAAAUUAAUAUAGACUGAGUGAAAAGAUCACGGCUGUUGCUGUUGUAUAAUCAUGCCUGUGUUAUGAACCAUUUAUUAGUGUAAAUAGCAUUCAAGCCAUUUUGAAUACUUAAAACCAAAUGACCAAAAUACAGAAUUUGAAGUGGACUUGAGUUAAAACUACAGCAAUAAGGGGCUGUCUACUAGGCUGAAGACUUAAGUUUUUAUAGCUUUUUCAGAUUUGUAUUCUGAAAUGUAAGAUGGCAGUUUUUAAGGUGGGGGUAUUUUUUUUUCAAAUAAAAGCUGAAAGAGUUGAUUGUA
Molecule: messenger RNA, 1405 nt
Organism: Eublepharis macularius
Lineage: Eukaryota; Metazoa; Chordata; Lepidosauria; Squamata; Eublepharidae
Gene: SPTSSA
Product: serine palmitoyltransferase small subunit A
Exons: 2
Coding region: 60-266 (68 amino acids)
Biological process (GO): ceramide biosynthetic process
Cellular component (GO): serine palmitoyltransferase complex
Molecular function (GO): serine C-palmitoyltransferase activity
Source: RefSeq, a predicted model, not a curated record